UCCUAAAAUGCCCCUCCGCCUUCCUAUAAAAUGCCAUCAACGCCACUUGUUCCAGCCUUCCCCGCUCCGACCAAACUGCUCUCUUUCCAGCUGUUUAUUUUAUAUUCUUCGUUUUUAUAUAAAAUUUAGGGUCUCUGAUUUCGUUUUUGGUUCUCCUGCUUGAAUCACGUCCUUUGGUUUCUGAUAUUCGUGAAAGGUGGUUGCUUUUGUCCUUUCGAUGCUCUUCCGGGGGAACACCCAUCUCCGGAAUUCCAAUAUUUUCAUCAAAAUCUCGUCUUUUUAAUCUUACAAAUCUCUGUUCUGUCUGAGAUUUGAGAGAUCUAUGUUCUUGUGCGAAGACUUUCUCUAGAUUUGAUGAAUUUUUCAAGCCCCAUGAUCUGUUUCCUCCAGUCCUUCUCGGUUGUAUUUCUCUACUGGUUCUACGUCUUCUCAUGAAUUAUGCCUUUUGUUCAUUGAUUGAUUGCUUCAUUUAAAUUUUAAAAAAAAAAAAUCUUGUUUUUCCCAAUCCCAAGCCGAGAAAUUUUAUAAUAAAAAAAGGCUUUUUUGAGUGAGGGACGACUGCAAAGCUGGCUCGCCUAUCAUCUAGUUGUGAGGAAGGCUCACAAGCUGUGAUAUUUGAUGAGAGAAAGAGAAAGAGAAUGGAGUCCAACAGGGAUUCUGCUCGAAGAUCACGAAUGAGAAAACGACAACAUCUUGAUGACCUGCUGAAUGAUGUUACUCUUCUAAAGAAUGAGAAUAGCCGGAUUGAGAUGCAGAUGAACAUGUACACCCAGGAUUAUGUGGCAAUGAACUCUAAGAACACAAUCAUGAGGUCCGAGGUUAUGGAAUUGAUUGAUAGACUCAAAUAUCUUAAUUCUGUUCUUCAUUUUGUGGAAGAGUUCAGUGGGAUGGCCAUGGAUAUUCCUGAGAUUCCUGAUCCCUUGCUGAAACCAUGGCAACAUUUUUGUCUUUCACAUCCCAUAAUUGCAGAUGCCAACAUGUUGCAGUGAUGUCUUGCUUAGUUUGUCUGAUGUGUGUGCUUUGCUUUCAGCUUGCAGGAUCAUGUCUUGGGUUUCGUUUUUUAAUAUUAAUUUAUUUCUGAAGCUUUAUGCAUUCUGUCUGCUUCCUGUGUGGGUUGUGACUUUGUUCAAUGUAUGUGUCAUUUGUAGUCAAUAUAAAUUAAUCCUUUUGGAUGUUGAA
Phalaenopsis equestris is the source of this 1179-nucleotide messenger RNA. RefSeq names its product bZIP transcription factor 53-like. Gene Ontology annotation, molecular function: DNA-binding transcription factor activity; transcription cis-regulatory region binding. The coding region runs from base 639 to 989 and encodes 116 amino acids. NCBI's taxonomy places the organism in Eukaryota, Viridiplantae, Streptophyta, Magnoliopsida, Asparagales, Orchidaceae. Gene Ontology annotation, cellular component: nucleus. Gene Ontology annotation, biological process: positive regulation of DNA-templated transcription. The record is from RefSeq and is a predicted model, not a curated record. The transcript has a single exon.